This is a messenger RNA of Anopheles coustani, 917 nucleotides long. RefSeq names its product large ribosomal subunit protein mL40-like. The transcript is spliced from 3 exons. The record is from RefSeq and is a predicted model, not a curated record. Bases 97 to 684 code for a protein of 195 amino acids. Gene Ontology annotation, cellular component: mitochondrial ribosome; mitochondrial large ribosomal subunit. Lineage: Eukaryota; Metazoa; Arthropoda; Insecta; Diptera; Culicidae.
UAUGAAACUUCUGUCCGCCAGUGCAUGCAUUGAGUAGUGCGUUAAAUACUAGCUGUUUAUUUCUAUUUCAUAUGGUUCUGCAUUUUUCUUAAAAUCAUGUGGAACAUUCCUGUUUUAGGCCGAUUCUCAUCACUGCUGGGGCAUGCCAGAACGUUUCAUAGCAGCAGCGGUCUGCUUUUCCGGUGCACCCCGGCACUCUGUGCAGAACCAUUGAAAAAGAAGAAAAAGCUCGACCCACAAAUCAUCAAACAACGAGAAGAGCGCAAAAGAAAACGGCUGGAAAAACAAAUCAGACGCUUGGAAAAGAAUGCCCGUCAGCUGAAGCCAAUCGAGGAGCUGGAAACGCCGAUGGAACUUAUCGAUGAGCAAGGGAAACGAAGGCGUGCCAAGCCUAGUCUAACGCCAGAGCUUAUCGAGGGUCGCGCAUUGCUGGAGAAGCAAUGGGCCAAGUUCAAGAUGCAGGAGAAACUAGCAGACUAUCAACUGUUCGACCGGAUUAUGGCCGCCCAGACGAAGGCAUUAAAUGAAUUGAAGCUAGAGUCCGAAGGGUUGUACCAACAAGCCAUCCAACCUGAUCCGGCGUUGGUCCCUUUUGGUGCGGAGGGACCAGUGGCAACACCUCCAAUCAAAAACUACGAGCAACCGGAUGGCGAAUACAUUGACGUGUCGAAAAAAUGGGAGUAACAUUGCGAUUUUACGAAUCGCAACUGAGGACAAAAUGCGUGAUUGGAAACAGUGUAGCAAGUCCUUUAGUCGGCACGUUUGGUCCGAGUGAAGAAAGCAUUAUAGCUUUCGCUGGAUUAUAGUAUCGAGUCAUAUUAUUUUGAUCAUUCAUUAAUGUGGACUGAUCAAGUACACCCCACUAAGGUCUGCAUAGUUGGUGGGAGAUUGAGUAAUAAAUAAAAUGUAAUAAACAA